This is a messenger RNA of Carassius auratus (goldfish), 2106 nucleotides long. Its product is annotated as arf-GAP with dual PH domain-containing protein 1. The record is from RefSeq and is a predicted model, not a curated record. Gene Ontology annotation, cellular component: cytoplasm; plasma membrane; intracellular membrane-bounded organelle. Gene Ontology annotation, molecular function: phosphatidylinositol-3,4,5-trisphosphate binding; GTPase activator activity; phosphatidylinositol bisphosphate binding. The transcript is spliced from 11 exons. Lineage: Eukaryota; Metazoa; Chordata; Actinopteri; Cypriniformes; Cyprinidae. Bases 1 to 1134 code for a protein of 377 amino acids. Gene Ontology annotation, biological process: positive regulation of GTPase activity.
AUGACGGACAACGAGCGCGCGGCCAGAACCCUCAAACACGUCCUACAGAAGCCGGGGAACGGCAGCUGCGCGGACUGCGGCGCCGACAAUCCGGAAUGGGGCUCCUGUUCUUUAGGAGUCUUCAUCUGUCUGGGCUGCUCCGGAAUCCAUCGCAGUAUUCCCAACCUCGGAAAAGUCAAAUCGCUCCUGCUCUCACGCUGGGAGGAUUCAGAAGUUCAGUUCAUGUCUGAGCGAGGGAAUGAUGCCAUGAACGCCGUCUAUGAAGCUGCACUCCCGGUUUACUUCUACAAACCCACACACAGAGACUGCCAGGUGCUGAAGGAGCAGUGGAUUCGGGCAAAGUACGAGAGGCAGGAGUUCAUGGAGAACGGAAAGAAGCUGAUCUAUGAGGACGAGACGAGAGAUGGCAUGCUAAUGAAGAGGGGGCGGGACAACGGACAGUUCUUGAGCAGACGAUUCGUCCUGUCGCUGAGAGACGGCACACUAAAGUACUUCACUAAACUAGACGCUAAAGAACCCAAAGCUGUGAUAAAAGUGGACACCAUCAACGCCUGCUUCCAGCCGGACAAGAUCGGAAACCCCAACGGCCUCCAGAUCACCUACCUGAGAGACAACAUGACACGAAACAUCUUCAUCUACCACGACAGCAGCAGAGAGAUCGUGGAGUGGUUUAACUGCAUCCGGGCGGCACAGCUGCACUAUCUGAAGGUUGCGUUCCCUGGAGCCACGGACGCUGAGCUGAAGCCCAAACUGACACGCAGCUUCCUGAAAGAGGGCUACAUGGAGAAAACAGGCCCACGGCAAACAGAAGGCUUUAAGAGGCGCUGGUUCACACUGGACCACCGGCGGCUCAUGUACUUCAAAGAUCCGCUGGAUGCGUUUGCUAAAGGCGAGGUGUUCCUGGGACACCGAGAUCACGGAUACCGCGUCACGAUCGGACUCCCCGUGGGAACCCACUACAACGGGUCGUGGCAGUACGGCAUCACCAUACAAACACCCGACCGCAGCUUCGUGUUCACCUGUGAAACUGAUAACGAGCAAAAGGAUUGGAUGAGCCAUUUCAAUGCAGUCAUCAGCACUCCCAUGAGCCCACAGGAGUACACAGUGGAGGCCUACUUCAAACACAAACACUGAUGGACCACUGAACCCUCGCUGUGACCUCUGACCUUUCACCUGUGACCUCUGCAGCUGACCCGCCACAGAUCUCACAGCACGUGCCUUGGAUGUUUGUGUUUUUAAGUUGUUUUACACUAAAUAUUUGUUAAUAUACUGUACUAUGCUUCUGUAUCAUUAGUAUUAUGUCCCUGUAACAUUACAUGUGCAUCUCUGCGCUUGCAUCUUUUGUGACCAAAUCUUAUUUUUGAAGCACUAAAGUCUAGUGGUGAGAUUGAGUUAUUUCACAACUGAGUCUUCACAUGAACAUUUAUUAAACAUUUUUCAACUCACUUUUAAUUGAAAGUCAUCUCUUUAGUUCUGAACCUCUGUUUGUUAAGGUUAGGGUUAUUAAAGGGACAGUUCAGCCAAAAAUGAUCAUCCUGUCAUUUAUUCACCCUAAUGUUGUUCCAAACCGGUACGACUGCCUUAUCUCUAUGGAUCACAAAAGGAGAUGUUUAGCAGAAUGUUCCCGCUGCUCUUUUCAAUACAAUAGCAGUUUAUAGUGACCACAUUUAGCCUAAAAGGAACCCCCAAAAGCCUUAUAAGUAUCAUUUGUUAUUGCAUCUUUUCAUGUUACAAUAUUUGUACCAUUGGCAUUAAUGGAAAAGACCCAUAAUUACAAAACAAAACCCAUAUUUGUGAUUUUAUAGUUAUAUAAAGACUGUAUAUUUAUAUAUAGAGUUUUUCUGUCAUAUGAUGGUUUGUGUGCCAAACAGACUAAAUUAUGUCACUGUAAAUCUACAAAAUCUCAUUGGUUCUAGUGUCUCACAUGAAAGUUCAGUCAGGAUAUUUUAAUACACAUGGCCACACAGGAGAUUUAAGGAGAUACACUGCAAGAGAAAAUAAAUCUGAAGCAACGAAGGUGAUUAAAUGAUGUCAGAAUGGUCUUUUCCUGUAUAUUAUGAUCCCUCAGGGUUUGGUGUAGCUUUCUAAUAAAGUGCUGACCUGAUU